Messenger RNA from Didymodactylos carnosus, 2729 nucleotides. Lineage: Eukaryota; Metazoa; Rotifera; Eurotatoria; Philodinida; Philodinidae. The record is from the annotation of a GenBank genome assembly.
UUUUGAAGAACAAAAACCCUACUGAAGAACAAAAACGUGAAAAUAGGCUGAAGAACAUAUAUUCUGUUCUUCAGUUUUCAAAGAACACAUUCGUGUUCUUCACCAUAUUCUCCAAAGAACGGAAGAACACAGAUUUCUAACAGUGUACUCAUGCAAUAAAAUAUCAGGUCGUUCUUUAACAGUAUAUCGUUUGGUAUAAUAACCGACCGUGAGAACAAAUGUUUCUCACCUAUAGGAUCUGAAUUCAAGAUGAUUUUAGGUCUCAUUUUUUUAAAGUGGUAAGUAAUUUUUCCCUAGGUUUGCUUACUGAAUAAUUAAGUUUUAAACUUGGAAAGCUUUAUGGUUGAAAGAUUUUUCAGUAUUUUUUUCGAGAAAAGAAACUAUACAAGAAAUAAUCUAAAAAGAUACCUUUGUGAUACUUCAGCCUUUUAUACUCAAGUCAUAAUGGAGAAGGCGUAAUGUGCUUUAUGAAACACGUAGUUUUCUAGAAACUCAUGAACAUUCAUAGCCAGUGAUGGAAGAGUCAUAUUUUACCGUUACUCACAGUUGACUCGGAUCCAAGGUGAACGACUCGUGGAAUCUGAGAAAAAAACUCGAGCUAUUUUCUAAGAAGUCCAGUUUUCGUUUUGCUGGAAAAAAAAAAUAAUUGAUGAAAAAUAAACAAAAACUGACAGCUGAAGAGAGAAGAAAAAAAAUUCAAAGAAAUAAAGUUUUGUCAAAACGAUGGUUGCGAGAUAUCAAGAUAGUACUUUAAACAAUCAGAUUAGCUAUGUGAAAGUUAAAAAGUUUCAAAUAAAGCAGUUCAAUUCCAAUAGGACGGAAGAUGAGUUUUUUUUUCUCCUGAUCUCAGCAGAUAUUAAUAACUAUUGCAAGAUUGUAUUAAUUUUUUGGUGUUAAAAACAAGAUAUGUACUUAUCAUCAUUGUAUAUUCAUGUUCGCUUAGCGGCCCAGAACAUAAAAAUUUGUUCGGUUAACUAAGACUUUUUUUCUCUCAUUUAGUUAGCUACAGUCAAUAGAAAAAGAGAUAAGUUUUACUUGUACGAUCUGUACAGAAAGAAAACUAAAACCAGAGAAUUAGUCUUGUUCGAUUCUAUGGUGACUAUUCAAAUAAUUUUUUUUUUUUUACAUGAUUGUGUAUGUCUGAACUAAAAAGCAUCGAGUUUUCCAUAUGUAAAGAGGAAAAAAUAUUUCUUUUGCUUUUAUUUUUUUAUGGAGUAUGAAAAGAAAAAGGAAAUGUGCAUAGAGUUGUGAGACAUGGUCAAGUGAAUGUCAUAGUUUAUUAUUUCUAAUUGAGAAAAGACUGACUCUGGAUGGGGAAAAAACUAAGAAAGAAAGAAAACGCAAAAAAUUUCAUAGUAUCAUGAAAAUAUAAACAAAAUUAAGUUCAAAACUUAUAGUGUGUAAGAUAAAGGACAUUGUGAUCAAAUCAAAAAUGGCAGAACGCACAGGUACAGUUUUAUUCUAUAUAAGUUAAAAUAUACCAAAAAAAUGGUAAUAACUUCUAUAUCAUAGUUAAAGAUUUUUCGCCUCUCACUGUACGCUCUGCAAGCCACUGGUUCAUGGCGCAACACAAAAAUACUUUUGAAUGUUCGACUCAAAGCUUUUUCUUUGCCUAUCAACUCGGAACUACUUUGUUAUGAAAACGAAUAUGAAAGCGAGAUAUUCAGAUUUGUUCAACAAAUAGUUAGUUAUUCAUGCAUUUGAUAGUCAAAAACAUUUUCUGCUCAAAAACAAAACCAACUCUUAUGAAACUUCUUGUAACCAAGAUCGUGACUUCUUGAAUUUUUCCAGUAAGAUCUUGAUUCAACAUCUUGAUAAGAAAAUGUAAGAAUUCAAGAAAUUUCAAGAAGUCAAGAUCUUGAACAUCUUAUAAUUUCUUGACUUCUUGUACUCCAGAUCUUGGAAAUUCUUGAAUCAUCGUUUUGUUCUACACUCUUGUGUAAAAUAUAAGUGCGAAUAUUUCCAGACUUAGAAUAAUUUCGAACUUUUUUCCUUCUGGAACAUAGUUGUUUAAGAAAGAACCUAUGACUCUAUAUGGUCGUAUAUCUGACGGCUGUGGCUGCCAUAAAGAAAGACAAAAUGUAAAAAAAUUCUUCACUUAAGAUCUUGCAACAUACAUCUUCAGUGGAUUCACUCGAGAACUUGAAAUUUCUUAACUCAAGAUCUUGGGUACAAGAAAUUUAACUAGGGAAGACUCACCGACAUUUUAAAGUCGACGAAGAAUGGUCAGAAGUUUGACAUUCUAAUUGCACCGCCUACUACGGCUGGAAUAUGAUCAUAGUCAAUUAAUCAUCAAAAAUCUAUCUGAUUUGAUUAGUACGGUAAAUAACUAGAUCUAGAAAACUGCUGUCUAUGUUUUAGCUUACUCGUCUGAUUUAGUAUCACCAAUUGCUGAACAUGUUUUAUCGGUGUAUGAAAACAAAAAUGAUUUUGAUAAAUUAAAAGCAGGUUUAGAACUGAUUGAGAAAGCAAAAUUAUUUGAUUUCGAAAAAGAUUAUUAUGGGGCCAUUCGCUAUUAUCGCGAAGGUAUUGAUUUAAUCAUGGACGAAUUUAUGUCACGAACAACGGGUAAUGAACAAUCAAAAGAAUAUUUGAGAUUAAAAUGUCACAAAAUAUUAAAUCGUGUAGAAGAAUUAAAAAAAUUAAUCAAACAUCUUGAAAAUGAUACAUUGAAACAAGCUGUGGAUGAUGAACGUAUAAAUAAUUCUAAUGGUGCAAGUAAUGAUUAA